This is a messenger RNA of Suricata suricatta (meerkat), 1620 nucleotides long. It is a transcript of the gene FAHD1, whose product is annotated as fumarylacetoacetate hydrolase domain containing 1. The coding region runs from base 300 to 965 and encodes 221 amino acids. The record is from RefSeq and is a predicted model, not a curated record. The transcript has a single exon. NCBI's taxonomy places the organism in Eukaryota, Metazoa, Chordata, Mammalia, Carnivora, Herpestidae. Gene Ontology annotation, cellular component: mitochondrion. Gene Ontology annotation, molecular function: acetylpyruvate hydrolase activity.
CCCGUGCCCGCUCGUGGCAGGGCAGCGGCGGACCUGAGCUCGGUCCGGGAUCCGGGAAGCGGCGGCGGCCGGAGACCAGCGUCAGGAUCUCCGCCUCUCUCUGGGAACCAGGCCGGUGUCCCGAGGCAGCUGCUGGACAGCGGCUCCCAGGAGUUCGAGCGCCCGGUAGAGCGCAGAGCGGAACUGGCCGUCGCCGACGGGACGGCACUCGGAGGUAGUUCGUUCUCUCCGGGGUGCCGUAGGCAUCAGGUGACCGGGUUCCAGUGGAGUCACGUGACUCCGGGGCGCCCGGCCGGGCCAUGGCAGCCCCCAGGCCGCUGUCCCGCUUCUGGGAGUGGGGGAAGAACAUCGUGUGCGUGGGCAGGAACUACGCGGACCACGCCAGGGAGAUGCAGAGCGCCGUGCCGCGCGAGCCGGUGCUCUUCCUGAAGCCGUCCACCGCCUACGCCCCCGAGGGCUCGGCCAUCCUCAUGCCGGCCUACACCCGCAACCUGCACCACGAGCUCGAGCUGGCUGUGGUGAUGGGCAGGCGCGGCCGCGCCGUCCCCGAGGCCGCGGCCAUGGACUACGUGGCCGGCUAUGCCCUGUGCCUGGACAUGACCGCCAGAGACGUGCAGGACGAGUGCAAGAAGAAGGGGCUGCCCUGGACCCUGGCCAAGAGCUUCACGGCCUCCUGCCCGGUCAGCGCGUUCGUGCCCAAAGAGAAGAUCCCCGACCCUCACAACCUGAAGCUCUGGCUCAAGGUCAACGGCGAACUCAGGCAGGAGGGUGACACAGCCUCCAUGAUCUUUUCCAUCCCCUACCUUAUCAGCUACGUUUCUAAGAUAAUGACCUUGGAAGAAGGAGAUAUUAUCUUAACCGGGACGCCAAAGGGAGUCGGACCCGUUAAAGAAAACGAUGAGAUCCAAGCUGGCAUACACGGAGUCGUCAGUAUGAGAUUUAAGGUCGAAAGGCCGGAGUACUGAGUCUGUACCAAGCACCCUGACUUCUUAAGUUUCAGGAGAGAAGGGAGCUGGACAGAAGCCAGCAAAGGUUGUUAAAUGCGAUGAUGCUUUAAUAAGAAGUUAUUUUUCAGUAUUACUUAAUAAGAUCAUUAUGGCUUAAGGAAGAUGGACCCUUCCAGGAAAUUGUUAUCGGAAAGCUGGGCCAGAAAUGGAAAGAAUGAGUGUCUUUUAGGAAAGAAACAAAUUAGAGUUUUGAUGAAGCUUCCAGAGAGGAAAAUUCAUCAAACUAAAUGUUCAGAAGACUUCCUUUCCUUUCCUAAAACUGGACUGCCCAAGACUUUAACGUGAUUCAUUCUGUGAUCAGUAAUUCAACACUAAAAAUCCUGUUUCCUAAACUUCCUUGAUCAUGAUAAUCAUCUGGAGGUAUUUGUAAAAAUAAAACAAAUUCCACAUUACUGGCCCAUACCAGGCCCACUGUAUUAAUUGGCAGAAUUCAUCUCCAGCAUUCCGAGUGAUUCUUAUCAUGGAAAUGUGGAAAAAUGCUACUCCACAUAAUCAGUUAAUUUAAGAUGUAAUAAGUGAACAAUUAAUGACAACCUCACUCAUCCGUGCCAGAUUUGGGAGAUAAUUUUGAGACAAUUAUUUUCCAAAUAAAGAUGCUAUCUCGUGUUUGGCC